Messenger RNA from Piliocolobus tephrosceles (Ugandan red Colobus), 5727 nucleotides. It is a transcript of the gene MOB3C, whose product is annotated as MOB kinase activator 3C. The record is from RefSeq and is a predicted model, not a curated record. The transcript has 3 exons. The coding region runs from base 3158 to 3808 and encodes 216 amino acids. Lineage: Eukaryota; Metazoa; Chordata; Mammalia; Primates; Cercopithecidae.
AGCGGAAAUGUCAGGCGGGCUCCUCUGGGUCCUACGACCUGCCUGGCCCUGGGAGCUCGUUUGGGGGUGCAGGGAAGCCGGGGGUGGGCGUGGGUGGCUGCACGCCCCGAGGAGAGCCUGGAGUCUUCGCCUCUACUUUUUCUCUUCGACUUCUGUCCUGAAGAGCGUCCCAGACUGGAUUCUGGGUUCAAACUGGGGCCAUCCUCUGGCCCAGAUUCUGGCCCAGGCCCAAGGAGUGGUAGAUGUAGCCUAGCAGGGAGCUAAAUAUCAGAAACAGGGAGGGUCACCCUGCUGUCUUCAUCUGAGAAGCCCAGAUCCCCACCCAGGGAAUGAGCAAGCCGCUGCCACUGCAGGAGUGAAAGGAUAGCCAGCACUGGGAAAUGGGGGCUAGGAGGGGGGACAGCAAUGGUUCAGGGAGGGACAGAAGUUCCGUGACAGAAACUCAGUGAGGGCAUGGGGGUGGAGAAUGAAGGGAGUUAACCCUGUGGCUAGAAGAGUACCUGCCCUGCACCCACCCCCUAAGCUUACGUUUUCCUGGAAAGAGACCCAGGCCUUGAAUUUCCACGGGAGUAAGGUGGAACUCUAGCUCACUGGUCAGGACAUCCCAGUUGCUGUGUGGAGCCAGUGUGUUGGGGACAGGAAGCAGGUUGGGCUGUUUGGUGGAGAAGAUGCUUCCACUGUCCCUCCACUCCCCUCUUCUUCUCUGUCUGCACCAGACCAUUGAUAAGCCAGUGCAGGAAAAUGGUGUUUUACUCUUGGUCAUGAGCUGAGCCCCACCUCGUCUCAGUUCCCAAUUCUGGUUGCAACUUGCUGUGUGAACACAGGCUCCUCAAGUCCUACUUUUAGGCCUCAGUUUCCUCAUCUUGGCCUCAGUUUCCCCAUGUGUACAAGUGAGUUGGGCCAGUUGAUCUGUCAGGGCUAUUUUAACUCUUAAGAUUCUAGUCUAAGCUUUCCUUCAAGCCUGAACACUGACUUUGUGCCAGGCCUUUUCCUAAGCUGGGGCUGGGUUGGGGAUGGAGUGGAGACUGCAAUGACCAAAAGCAGCCUCUACCCGAGGAGAAGGAGAUCUGAGUUCAGGAGAGGAGGCUGUGGGAGGAGGUAGCAGCCAGUCUGAGGAUGUGUGGUCAGGCAGGUGGAGGUAUAAGAAAACAUGCAGAGGCAAGAGAGUGGGGGCGUGUUCGGGAAUCGGGAAGAAGCCCAGGGUGGUUGUUGUGGGGAGGUGCGAAGUGGGGCAGGAAAGGUAGGACAAGGUGCUGAAUGCUAAGGUGGGGGCCUAUUUCUAACUGUCAUAAAGGGGGUCAUACAAUGUGGGGAGCCCAGGAGCCCCGCCUCAUUGCAGUAUGAGGGAUUUGGGAGGCACUUGCCCCAAGCAGAGUUUAAAAGGGAGAUGGCAAGUGAAGUGCAGAAAUCUCCUCGUUGCUCUGGAAACUAGGGUCCCACCCUGGGGACUUCUUUGGGUGAGAAGUUGAAGAGUCAGGAUGGAUGAGAUGACCUUUCACAUCUUGUGAGUUUUUUUCAAGAGAACAAGUUCCUGCUGAAUGGCCCGUUUCUACUCUCCAAGCUGCUCCCAUUGUACCAGACUGCCCCAUCCUGGCCUGCCUUUGUGGGUUCAAGGAAGGACCUUUGUCUCAAACAUCUCCCCAGCUAGUUUGACUUCUUGCCAGAAUACCCCUCCCGCAAUAUGUGCCAUCCCUUUGCUUUUACCCAAUUGUCACCUGGUUCCCACCCUCCCUUCCCCAAUCCUGCCGCAGGGUUACUAGAGAUGUGAGAAAGGACAGUGCUCCAGCAUCAGUCAGAGGUCAAGCCCAGGUUUUGUCUGGCUGUAAGCAAGUCUCAGAGUAGGUCUAAAGGCUAGAGUCAGGGCUCACACUUGCCAGAGUCUAGGUCAGAGGUCAGCCUGGAAAAAGAAGGCAAUUCUUAGCUUAUACUCAGCCUUAGUGCUCAGUCUAGGGGCAGGGUCAGUGCUUAGUUUGUGGCUAAAUUCUAGUUUUGGUAGGUACAUGGGUCUGCAUUUCCCAGUAGCUCACACAGUCACAGGUGAGAUGAGAUGACUCAGGUCUUAGAAACCUAGCUAUAGCAGAGUGACCCAGGACCUGGAUGGGCCAAAUCCAUGGUGAUACAGGGGUCACCCAGUAAGCCAGUGGUAGAGCUGCGACUAGAACCCAGGACUCCUGCCUCUGAGCCUAGGGCCCUGAUCACUGUCUCCCAAAGUCUAUUCUGAAUCUGGGAUCCUUAAAUUCUAGGAGGCAAAGCAAAUUUGCCUGAGCUCUACCUGGGCCCGCCUGGAUGAAUCUGACUAUACUCUUCUACUUCCCAGUGCCAGGCACAUAGUAGUUGCUCUAGGAAUGUCUACUGAGUGUCAGGUGCAAGGGGAGGGGCCAGUGGCUUGUUCAGAUUUGGGGCCGGAGGAGGCUGGCUUCGGGGGAAGGAUCUCCAGCUGUUGUCAGAGGAAGCGAUGCCCUCAUUGAUCUGCCGCCCUCCCCCUCCUCCAGUGUUUGCAGCCACACUCAGAAGCCGCCCAGCUGGCAGCGGGAGGGCGCUUUCCUCUUUCGGGGUGAAAAAAAAGGAAAGGACAUUUUUGGUAGAAAAGUUCCCUGCUGCUCCCUGGGAAUCCCCGGUGGCCGGAUGGACUAGAUGGACUACGGGAUAUCCCAGAGGAAGCCGAAAGCCAUCCCCCACCCCCCUCCACCCUGCCCCCAGCACAAUGCUGUGAGGCUCUCCCACGCUGCACCAGCUGGCCAAGGAGGCUCCUAGAGGUCAUCUCGUCCAAGCCCCUGUCUGCUGGUGGGCCUGCAGGGAGCCUCUGCUACCUCUUUCGUGACUAACAGCAAGUCUGAGGGGCACCUGUUUAGAGCCCAGGCCCAGCUCUGCAAUGAAAGCAAAAAAGAAACAAGAUGGGAGGGCUGUGGGGCUUAGCAAGGGGGACUAAUGUAGCUUGGAAAGAGGGCGGGGCACUGGACCUAGGGGUUGAGGAUUUCGAUUCCCAGGCAGGGGAUGCAGAGGUUGAGCAAAGUCUGAGAGGUGACAGGGAAAUGAUGAAUUGGGAAGUCAGACUCCAGAUGAUAAGGCCCUGACUGCCAGCUCUCCCAUGCCCUUGUCCCUGGCAGGGUAUCCUCAGGUCUGAGCCCCUGGACAGCAGCCCCAGGCCCAGCUGGCCAUGGCCCUGUGCCUGAAGCAGGUGUUCGCCAAGGACAAGACGUUCCGGCCGCGGAAGCGCUUUGAGCCGGGCACACAGCGCUUUGAGCUGUACAAGAAGGCACAGGCCUCUCUCAAGUCGGGCCUGGACCUACGCAGUGUGGUGAGGCUGCCACCCGGGGAGAACAUCGACGACUGGAUCGCUGUGCACGUGGUGGACUUCUUCAACCGCAUCAACCUCAUCUACGGCACUAUGGCCGAGCGCUGCAGUGAGACCAGCUGCCCGGUCAUGGCCGGUGGGCCCCGCUACGAGUACCGCUGGCAAGAUGAGCGCCAGUACCGGCGGCCGGCCAAGCUCUCUGCGCCACGCUAUAUGGCAUUGCUCAUGGACUGGAUCGAAGGCCUCAUCAACGACGAAGACGUCUUUCCCACGCGUGUUGGAGUUCCCUUCCCUAAGAACUUCCAGCAGGUCUGCACCAAGAUCCUGACCCGCCUCUUCCGAGUCUUUGUCCAUGUCUACAUCCACCACUUCGAUAGCAUCCUCAGCAUGGGGGCAGAGGCACACGUCAACACCUGCUACAAGCACUUCUACUACUUCAUCCGCGAGUUCAGUCUGGUGGACCAGCGGGAGCUGGAGCCACUGAGGGAGAUGACAGAGCGGAUCUGCCACUGAGCCCAGGUCUGGACUUUUUUGGCCAUCAGAUGGACAAUCUGAACACAGGAUGGCUGGCAGAGGGGACCCCCAGGAGCCUGAAGGAAUCUGAAGGCACUGGAACCACUCCACACACCCAAAGCCUCUGGACUUCUGGUUCUCAGGAGUCUGCCUACCUGUCGCCCUGACCGCUUGUGGAUGGAGAAGGGGAGAGCAUCUAGGCGGGCAAACAGAAGGGAAGUGGAGUUAAACCUCUGGCAUGAAGUGUGGGAGUAGGGUAGGCUAGGGGGUUUCUUCUAUGACACUUGACCCUUCCAUGCUGGUUCCCAAGCCUAUUGGAGGAAUGUGGGUGUGGCCAAGGUGAUGGCAAGAAAGGUGCAAGAGAGUGAGCAGUCUGCCUGUGAGCACAGAUGCCGGGGUGUGUGUGUGUGUGUGUGUGUGAUUUUCACUGUGGGGUGUGUCUGUGAGAGCUAGCUGCCUUACCCCUCCUUGGCACAUAGUAGGCCUUCCAUAAACGUUGGAUGGAUGGAUAAAUAGAUUGGGACCAUCAGACCAUGGGACCAUCAGACCACAGCCACUGUAGGAGUGAUGACAGCUUAGCAUCCCCACUCAGUAUAUCUGACCAUACGACUAAGUGCCCAAAAUGUGGUUGUAGAUGUUGCUCUACAUUCAAACCUUCCAGGCUACAUUCUUCCAUCAGCAUGAGUCCUGGAGAGCUGGGGGAAGGUAGGAAGAGGAGCCUUGCCUUGAGUUCCUAAAUCCUGGCCCACCGCAGACACAGGCUCCGAUUCUCUUACCCAGAGAUGCCCAUGAGCUGACAUUAUACUCAUCCCUCUGCCUCCAAGAAGGCCUGUAUUAUAGGUAGCCUGGGGGUUGGAGAUGAUCCCUCAAAUACACAAAGGUCCCCUGGCCCUUCAUCUGGGAAUCAUAUACUCCAGUCUACUCCCAGAAUCUACAGACCUGGCUCCUCGGAUCUGAAGCCCAGCACAAAAUAACCCCCAGUCCAAGGAGCUUGUGGAACUUCAACUGGGAACUUUGGAGUCUUCUCUCCCAUCCCAGAACAUUGAGGAUAUACUUGGUGAAUGGACUCUUCCAGUAUGGAGAUCCUCCAUCCUAAAACUACCUGCCUCCUUCCCAGCCAUCCCUCAGGCAUUCCAGACAGUUGGAUCUCAGAGCACAGCUAUCCACAGGGACUGGGAUGUUCAUUCAGCACUCCAUUACUCAGUACCUCCAUACCCAGCCCUAUGCUCAGACCCACAGGUGGGGAAACUGAGGCAGGAGCAGGGUUCUGCCCUCCCAGAGCCUCCACUCUGGGAGGCCAGAAUGGAAAGCCAGAAGGGACCUGAGAAUCAUCCAGUCUCACUGUCUCAAUGUACCUACGAGGAAAUUGAAGCCAGGAGAAGAAGAGGGAGAAACUGUCCAAGGCCUCACAGGGAGGCGUUCACAGAGCUGGAGAAACCAGGGAUCCUGACCCAUCUAUCGCUACACAGAGAUACACAUGGAAAGAGGGUGUAACAGACCUUCUCUAGGACAUAACUGUUUCUGCUUUGAGCAAUAAUUUCUAACCUGAUGCCAACAUGCCCCACUGCCCUGGGGUUGGCUGGGGUUGUUUCCUGAGCCAAGCAUCCAAUAUCAUGCCCCACCAAAUGGCCUAGAAGCUGCCUGCACUUUGGGGAAACAGAUGGAGCUCUUGGGGCCAGCCAGCUGGGCCUGGGACUUCUGCCUCUGCCGCCUCCAGAGUGGCCCGGCAGCUUUGCCGGAGCUGUGGAGCGAGGGUAGUAGAAGAUUUCCCCAGAGUGCUGCGACUUGCAUGAUGGGUUCUAGGCUGUGGCAAGGGCUGAUUUCUGGGAUGGGGGGAGGGUGGGAAAAUGUAUUUUUAUGAAACAGAGGGAAGACUUUAUUGUUGUUAUUUUUGGUAAAAUAAAAGGCACACUAAAGCA